AGGGACCUUCCUCUGUUCCCACAGUCCCGGGGCGCAAUCCGCGAAGGCUGCCUGGAGGAGGAAGGCGACAGGGCCAUGGCCACCGAGGCGACCUUGGGUCCCAACGCGACCUGGUGGGCUCCAACCAACGCGUCGGGAUGCCCGGGCUGCGGUGCCAAUGCCUCGGACGGCUCGGGCUCCGCGCCCAGGCCACUGGAUGCCUGGCUGGUUCCCUUGUUCUUCGCUGCGCUCAUGUUGCUCGGGCUGAUCGGGAACUCGCUGGUCAUCUACGUCAUCUGCCGCCACAAGCACAUGCGGACAGUGACCAACUUUUACAUCGCCAACUUGGCGGCCACAGACGUCACUUUCCUACUGUGCUGCGUCCCCUUCACGGCGCUACUCUACCCGCUGCCCGCCUGGGUGCUGGGAGACUUCAUGUGCAAAUUCGUCAACUACAUCCAGCAGGUCUCGGUGCAAGCCACAUGUGCCACCCUGACGGCCAUGAGCGUGGAUCGUUGGUAUGUGACUGUAUUCCCGCUGCGCGCCCUGCACCGCCGCACUCCGCGACUGGCCCUGGCUGUCAGUCUUAGCAUCUGGGUGGGCUCUGCAGCCGUGUCCGCCCCGGUGCUGGCCCUGCACCGCCUGUCGCCCGGGCCUCGCACCUACUGCAGCGAGGCGUUUCCCAGCCGUGCCCUGGAGCGCGCUUUCGCGCUCUACAACCUGCUGGCUCUGUACCUGCUGCCUCUGCUCGCCACCUGCGCCUGCUACGGUGCCAUGCUGCGCCACCUGGGCCGCGCCGCUGUGCGCCCCGCUCCCACUGACGGCGCCCUGCAGGGACAGCUGCUGGCACAGCGCGCUGGAGCAGUGCGCACCAAGGUCUCCCGGCUGGUGGCCGCCGUGGUCCUGCUCUUCGCUGCCUGCUGGGGCCCGAUCCAGCUGUUCCUGGUGCUCCAAGCCCUGGGCCCCGCGGGGGCGUGGCACCCUCGCAGCUACGCCGCCUACGCGCUCAAGAUCUGGGCUCACUGCAUGUCCUACAGCAACUCGGCGCUCAAUCCGCUGCUCUACGCCUUCUUGGGCUCACACUUCAGACAGGCCUUCUGCCGAGUGUGCCCCUGUGGCCAGCGUCGCCAGCGCCGAUCCCGCGGGUCUGCACUCUCGGACCGAGCCGCAACCCACACUGCGCCGCACAGUCGGGCCGCGCACCCCGCCGAUGGCGUCAGGACGCCCGAGCCUGGAAACCCUUCAGUGCGCUCCCUGUGCGGUUUGCAAGAACAAACUGUUCCACUCUGA
This is a messenger RNA of Microtus oregoni (creeping vole), 1269 nucleotides long. RefSeq names its product KISS1 receptor (gene Kiss1r). The record is from RefSeq and is a predicted model, not a curated record. NCBI's taxonomy places the organism in Eukaryota, Metazoa, Chordata, Mammalia, Rodentia, Cricetidae. Gene Ontology annotation, molecular function: G protein-coupled peptide receptor activity. Gene Ontology annotation, cellular component: membrane. Bases 76 to 1269 code for a protein of 397 amino acids. The transcript has 5 exons. Gene Ontology annotation, biological process: neuropeptide signaling pathway.